Messenger RNA from Trichomonas vaginalis G3, 1161 nucleotides. Its product is annotated as Ankyrin repeat family. Gene Ontology annotation, molecular function: protein binding. Bases 1 to 1161 code for a protein of 386 amino acids. The record is from RefSeq and is a predicted model, not a curated record. NCBI's taxonomy places the organism in Eukaryota, Parabasalia, Trichomonadida, Trichomonadidae. The transcript has a single exon.
AUGAGUACAACAAGUCCACAGCUUACAUUAUUCCAUUAUGCAGCACUUACUCUCGAUGUUGAUGUCUUCAUGUGGUGUUUUCAAAAAGUUUUAUUUCUAAAAAACGAAGAUGGAUCAAUAUCAAAUACAGAGGAUACAGAUAAAUAUGUAUUGGAAUUUUUCGAAUCCAAGAAAGAUUUUUUGAUGUACUGCAUCAAAAAUUCGAAAGAUAACCCAACUGAAUUUGUUGACCAAUUGCUUUCUAAUGAAACAUUUAGAAGUUAUUCUGGAUACAAAGGAUUGAUUCUUCAUAGAGACAAAAACAAUAAUAAUUUGUUACAUUACGCAUGCAUGAGAGCAAGUCCUAUAUUAUUUCUGUUAAUAACUUCGGAAUUUGCAAGUAUUAUUCACAAUGCACCAACAGAUGCUUCCAUUGACUUCCUUUCAUCUAAAAAUAAUGAUGGAGAAUGCCCAAUUCAUAUUGCAGUCAAAAAUAAGUGCAUGGAAAUUUUAGAAUUAGCAUCUCAAUAUAAUGCUGCGAUUGGGACGAAAAAUAUUUUUGAAGAUGAGCCUGAUAAUGAUAUCGAACGCGUUUUCAAAAUGAGUAUAGAACUUCUUUCUGAAUCGUGUAAAAAUGGUAGUAACAAUAAUGAUUAUGAAGGAAUAUUCCAGCCAGAUUCGAAAGGCCAAUUAAUUUUACAUAUAGCUGUUAAUGUUGGUUGGAUUGAAGGUGUCAAAAGAAUACUUGAAAUAGUUGAUAAUAAGAGCGCAAGUUUUUUUGUUAAAUAUAAAGAUCAGCAUGGUUUAUCUCCUGUUGCAUGGAUGGCAAUUAAUGGACAUGUCAAAAUGUUAGAACUUGUUCGAUCAAAGUUUGGUGAAGAUGUUUUAUUCAAGGAUAAAACCAAGUACUCCAGAAGAAAUCUUUUGCAAUUGGCAAUAACUGAAAAUCAACAUGAAGUUGUUGAAUACCUGAUAAACAAUACAAAAUUUAAGGAAAACAUUGAUACUUCAUCAGGCCAGCCAUCACUUUCUGCGCUUCAUUAUGCUGUUUUAUUAGAAGAUUUUGAGAUGAUCGAAUAUCUCGUUCAAAAUGGAUGUGAUCCAAUGAAAUCUAAGUUCAACAUAUUAAGUCCUUAUGAAAUGACAACUGAUGAAAUUUUGAGGUGUGCAAUGUGUCAAUGA